Cladocopium goreaui is the source of this 2805-nucleotide messenger RNA. NCBI's taxonomy places the organism in Eukaryota, Dinophyceae, Suessiales, Symbiodiniaceae. The record is from the annotation of a GenBank genome assembly.
AUGGCUCCAAAGAAGGGAACCAAGCGCACUGCCGCCGUGGCCAACGUCGAGGAAAUUUCCGAAGCCAAGAAAAUUAAGGAGCAAAUCGUGAAAUAUCGCUCCCCAAAACCAAGUGACCUCGAACAGAAGGAGACCUUGAAAGCCUAUGGCGUUUCAAAGACCUUGUACAACGGCGUGGUGGAGGCGCUUCAACACCCUCUGGUGGAUCUGACGCACUCUGCCAGGGACAUGUUGAUCGCCAGUGUUUUGGAGGGCAUCUGCGUGCCGGCCAACCAGCGCCACGAGUUCCAGAAGAGCUACGUGGAAAUGUUGGCGCAGACCUUGCAAGGCGUUCUCUCCCAGUUGAAGAUGAAGGUGGAGACUGGCACUGAGGAAGUCUCUCGUAUCGAAGCAGCGAAGACGGAGCUUCAAGCCCAGGUCUUGGCCAGUGAUGAAGCGCUGCAGAAGGCCUUGGAGACCGAGAGCAAGGGAAAGGAAGAUCUGGCAGAGGCCACCCGUGCGGCCCUGGCGGCCAAGAGCAAGUUGUCGGAACAGGAGAAGUUGCGAAGCGAAGGUGAUGCCGCGCAUGAUGUCGCCAACAAGGAGAAGGCGGACAUUGAAGCGGCCCUGACCGAGGAAUUUCGCCUGCUGCGGGAUGGCACCGCAGACGGUGAUGAAGCAAAGGCGCAGUACAAGAAAUUGGAGCAGGUGGCCAAGAGCAGUGGUAUGGAGAACAGUUUGCUGACGGCGCUGCCCACCAGCAUGCUGAAACCUCCCAGCGAACGUGGUUCCUUCGACGCCAUGGUGGUCGCCCAGCUGCAAGAGGGUCUCACCAAGCGCUGCACCGCUCUGGCGGAGCAAAUCCAGCAAGGCGCCCCCGCUGCAGCGGAGCGCCAGGCUGCGGUCGAAGGGGCCAUGAAGGACCUGGAGGCGGCCAAAGUCCAUCAGGAAAAGACAGCUGAGAUGUACCUGGAGACUCAGACGGCGCUCAAGGCCUGCCAAGAUGCCAAGAAGGAGGCAGAGCAGAAGGUGGAAGACGCAGAACCCACCUUGGAGAGCGCCAAGAAAGUUUUGCAGGAGGCCUCCCUUGAACUUGAGAACUACCAGAACUACAACUGGAUCUGCUUCGAAGACCUCAAGGAGCACCGCCUCACGGAGCCCGAGGCCGCGGCAUCCGAGGCAUCCGAGGCAUCCGAGGCCAAGGACGUGGCCACGGCUGAGCCGCUGACCGAGGCGGCUGUGGCCACCGCGGGAUCGGAGCGGCCGUAUCAAAGAUGCCACGCAGAGUGGCCCGAAAUCGUUUGCCCAUUCGCGAAGGGCAGUUGCACUCAAAUUCGAUGUCAGAGCCAUGCUUUUACCCAUCCAUCGUGGCUCUACUCCGGUGUCCCAAAAGCCUGGUACAUCUUGAAAGUUCAGGCCGUUUGUGCUGAGGGCAAGCGCAAACAUCGGACACAGCGGCAAGUCAGCGCUCCCUGCGCCCGUGUGUGUCUCGAGGGCCGACGUGUGAGGAAGAGUUGUGGUAUGCUGAACGAAAAGAUGCAGCGUGCUUUUCCAGGCCCGUUGAGGAAGAUGGCGACCUUACAUUGUGCUACCAGUUGUACCCAGGCAGAGGUGGAGUCCAAGAAAGGUUUUGGCCAAGGAACCAAGCGCACCGCUGCCGUGGCCCACGUGGAGGUGGAACUUCCUGAAGCGAAGAAACUGAAGGAGACUUUGAAAGCCUAUGGCGUUUCAAAGACCUCCUACGACGCCGUGGUGGAGGCACUUCAGCACCCUCUGAUCGAUGUGUCUGACUCCGCCAGGGACAUGUUGAUCGCCAGUGUUUUGAAGGGUCGGGGACCGGGGAGCCAAGGAGGCAUCUGUGUGCCGGUCAACCAGCGCCACGAGUUCCAGAACAGCUACGUGGAAAUGUUGGCGCAGACCUUGCAAGGCGUUCUCUCCAAGUUGAAGAUGAAGGUGGAGACUGGCACUGAGGAAGUCUCUCGUAUCGAAGCAGCCAAGACGGAGCUUCAAGCCCAGGUCUCGGCCAGUGAUGAAGCCUUGCAGAAGGCCCUGGAGACCGAGAGCAAGGGAAAAGAGGAUUUCGCCGAGGCCACCGGUGCCGCCCGGGCGGCCCAGACCAAGUUGUCGGAACUGGAGAAGUUGCGGAGCGAAGGCGAUGCCGCCCAUGAUGCCGCCAAGAAGGAGAAGGCUCAGAUUGAAGCGGCCCUGACUGAGGAAUUUCGCGUGCUGCGGGACGGCACCGAUGGUGAUGAAGCAAAGGCGCACUACAAGAAAUUGGAGCAGGUGGCCAAGAGCAGCGGUAUGGAGAACAGUUUGCUGAGGGUGCUGCCCAACAGCAUUCUGAAACCUCCCAGCAAACGUGGUUCCUUCGAAGCCAUGGUGGUCGUCAAGCUGGAAGAGGGUCUCACCAAGCGCUGCACCGCUUUGGCGGAGCAAAUCCAGCAGGGCGAGCCCGCUGCAGCGGAGCGCCAGGCCGCCGUGGAAGGGGCCAUGAAGGAACUGGAGGCGGCCAAAGUCCAUGAGGAAAAGACGGCUGAGAUGUACCGGGAGACUCAGACGGCGCUCAAGGCCUGCCAAGAUGCCAAGAAAGAGGCGGAUCAAAAGGUGGAAGAGGCAGAACCCACCUUGCAGAGCGCUAAGAAAGUGUUGCAGGAGGCCUCGGUUGAACUUGAGAACUACCAGAACUACAACUGGACCUGCUUCGAAGACCUCAAGGACCACCGCCUCACGGAGCCCGAGGCCGCGGCAUCCGAGGCAUCCGAGGCCAAGGACGUGGCCACGGCUGAGCCGCUGACCGAGGCGGCUGUGGCCACCGCGGGCGCCUGA